CUAACCAGUUUGGCCAGCAGCUACAUUUACGCGAAAAACUAAAAAAAAAAAAACUAAAUAGAAGCGGACUUUCAGGCUGGCCAGGAACGAUGGGGAACAAAGUUGUGACGUUCACCGAACAGCAGUUGGACGACUACCAGGAUUGCACGUUCUUCACGCGCAAGGAGAUCCUGCGCGUUCAUAAACGUUUUCGUGAGCUCAGACCGGAUUUGGUGCCUCGCCAAAUGACCGAGGGUCAGGCCUCGAGUGUCAAGGUUCCCUGCGAGUGCAUCGAGAAGAUGCCCGAGUUGCGUGAGAAUCCCUUUCGUCGACGUAUCUGCGAGGCCUUCUCACGCGAUGGCCAGGGCAAUUUAUCCUUUGAGGACUUUCUAGACGCCCUCUCCGUCUUCAGCGAGCAGGCGCCGAGGGACAUUAAAGUUUUCUACGCUUUCAAGAUUUAUGAUUUCGAUCAGGAUGGCUUCAUAGGGCACGCUGACCUCAUGUCCUGCCUGACGACAAUGACCAAGAACGAACUGAGUCCGGAGGAGCACCAGCAGAUUGCCGACAAGGUAAUCGAGGAGGCCGACGUCGAUGGUGAUGGCAAGUUAUCAAUUUUGGAGUUCGAGCACGUUAUACUCCGGGCCCCCGACUUUCUCUCCACCUUUCACAUCAGAAUAUAAAAUUGCUGCCUCGCCAGCAGACAGCACACCGAAAAAAGUGGCAGAAAAAGGGUCAUUCACUUGGAAAUUGUGUCUUUUAAAGUUAAAGAACUAAAUUUAAAAAUGAAUGGUAUGAUGUCUAAAUAACUAUUUUACUCUUAGUUUCUUUUACAUUAAUCUAAAUAUUUUAUAGUUUUACUUUUAGUUCUUUACAUUUUCUUAUUUAUUCACGAAUCUAUCUUAAGGCCAAGAGUAUGCCAUGUUUUGGCAUGAAAUAAAUAUAAAACAUA
Drosophila kikkawai is the source of this 928-nucleotide messenger RNA. RefSeq names its product Calcium and integrin binding family member 2 (gene Cib2). The record is from RefSeq and is a predicted model, not a curated record. Gene Ontology annotation, biological process: calcium ion homeostasis. NCBI's taxonomy places the organism in Eukaryota, Metazoa, Arthropoda, Insecta, Diptera, Drosophilidae. Gene Ontology annotation, molecular function: magnesium ion binding; calcium ion binding.